AUGGCGUUAAAAAGAAUAACAAAGGAAUUGCAAGACUUGAACAAGGACCCCCCAACGAAUUGCUCGGCGGGCCCAAUAGGAGAUGACCUUUUUUUUUGGCAAGCAACAAUUAUGGGACCGGGGGAUAGUCCCUAUGAAAACGGUGUAUACUUUUUGAACAUCAAGUUUCCUCCUGACUAUCCUUUCAAGCCACCAAAAAUAAUUUUUACCACGAAAAUUUACCAUCCCAAUAUAAACACGGCAGGAGCUAUAUGCCUCGACAUUUUAAAAGAUCAGUGGAGCCCUGCCCUAACCAUAUCAAAAGUAUUACUGUCCAUCUCGUCAUUGUUAACGGAUCCCAAUGCAGACGAUCCCCUAGUACCGGAAAUAGCGCAUGUAUACAAAACAGACAGAACAAAAUAUCAUCAAACUGCGAAGGCAUGGACCCAGAAAUACGCACAAUGA
Molecule: messenger RNA, 444 nt
Organism: Plasmodium malariae
Lineage: Eukaryota; Apicomplexa; Aconoidasida; Haemosporida; Plasmodiidae
Gene: UBC
Product: ubiquitin-conjugating enzyme E2, putative
Exons: 5
Coding region: 1-444 (147 amino acids)
Biological process (GO): protein polyubiquitination
Cellular component (GO): nucleus
Molecular function (GO): ubiquitin conjugating enzyme activity
Source: RefSeq, a predicted model, not a curated record